Molecule: messenger RNA, 336 nt
Organism: Miscanthus lutarioriparius
Lineage: Eukaryota; Viridiplantae; Streptophyta; Magnoliopsida; Poales; Poaceae
Source: the annotation of a GenBank genome assembly
AUGGCGGCGGCUGUGGCGAGGUCGGGGUUCCGGCGCAUGUUCUCUGUCUCUGCCUUCGCGCCGCCGAAGGCGCCCGCCCCGCGCCCCCAGGCCGACCCCUCCCCCAACCUCUUCGUCUCCGGAUUAAGCAAGCGUACUACAACUGAGGGACUUAGAGAUGCCUUUGCGAAGUUCGGUGAAGUUGUGCAUGCUCGAGUUGUGACCGACCGUGUCAGUGGGUUUUCUAAGGGAUUUGGCUUUGUAAGGUAUGCUAUGACUGAAGAGGCAACUAAAGGAAUAGAAGGAAUGGAUGGAAAGUGUGUUCUCUGCUGCCUGAUGCAUAGUGAGAACUGGUGA